CAUUCGAAGCACCGGGCGGACGAGCGUCGGGGCGGCUGAACCAGCUCGACGACUGUGUCGCGUCGUUAGCAUUUUUGUGGGUGUAUAACCUCCUCGUCUUGUUCCGCUCCUCAGAUUCUCCUCCGCAGUCGUGCGAGCGCUGCCAGUGUGCCCAGCGAUGGCCUCCUACACCGCCUACAGCGGCUACACCAAGCCGCCGUUGUCUUACGCCGCCUCGUACUACGACGGGAAGCAGCCCUACACGGCGCCCUACACGGCGCCCUACACGGCGCCCUACACGGGCUACUCGGACUACACGGACUACAAGGACUCAGUGUACGAGGAGAAGAAGAUCAUCGAGAAGAGGAAGCGCAAGUACGCCAUUUGCUGCGAGGUGGUGGCCCUGAUCAUCGGCUUCGUCGGACUCAUCGGCGUAGCGGCGGUGACGGGCCUGCCCAUGUGGAGGGUGACGGCCUUCAUCGAGGAGAACAUCAUCGUGAUGGAGACGCGCUGGGAGGGCUUGUGGAUGAACUGCUACAGGCAAGCCAACAUCAGGAUGCAGUGCAAGGUGUACGACUCGCUGCUCUUCCUGCCGCCCGACCUUCAGGCGGCCCGCGGCCUCAUGUGCGCCUCGGUCGCCAUCACCUGCUUCGCCCUCAUCACCUCGGCCGUGGGCAUGAAGUGCACCAAGGUGGUGGACCACCGCGCCCGCACCAAGCACAUCGUCCUGGUGGCGGGCGGGUCCCUCUUCCUGCUGGCCUGCAUCACCACGCUGAUCCCCGUGUCAUGGACGGGCCACAGGAUCAUCCAGGAGUUCUACAACCCGUUGCUGAUCGACGCCCAGCGGCGGGAGCUCGGCGAGGCGCUCUACAUCGGCUGGGUGACUUCGGCCUUGCUCUUCGCCGCCGGGGUGAUCCUGCUGUGUCGCCACGCCCCGCGCACCCAGGAGCCCGAACAGAGGGUCAUAUACAACCCCGCCUCGUACCCCUACCAACCCGGAUCCGCGUACCAGCCGCCGACCAACUACCAGCCCGCGUACACCUACCAGCCUGCCUACUCCGCACCCCCGCCGGGGUCUGUAGCCUACACGCCAGUCCAGUACUAGUGAAGGAAACGGCAGAGAGACCGUGAUUAUUUUGUUUUUGCUUGCCAAAAUAGGUGGCAUUCUAUUUUAAACUGACCUGGAAAAGGCUGGAAACGAAAAGUAUUUCAGAGUUGAUGAUUUUCUGUGGAACUGAUUUUUUUAAUAACCUGCUCAAUUGAGCAUUAGUGCGUUUGAAUACUAUGAUGACAAUGCUUUUCAGCUAUAUACUGUACAUAGACUGUAGAAUUCUUUGAUUACAUUAUUAUGCACUCAGCCUUUUUUUUCAGAGAAUACCUCCAGAUGAUUUCUUAUUCUCACUGUUGAGGCUUUAUGAAUUGUACAUAGUUGAUUUUUAUUUCAAGGUCCCGCUGUGGUGCUCAAUAAAUGGAGACAUUGGAGGAGGGGGAGAAGAAAAAAAAAAAAAAAAAAAA
This is a messenger RNA of Phycodurus eques (leafy seadragon), 1494 nucleotides long. It is a transcript of the gene cldn8.2, whose product is annotated as claudin 8.2. Bases 158 to 1084 code for a protein of 308 amino acids. The record is from RefSeq and is a predicted model, not a curated record. The transcript has a single exon. Gene Ontology annotation, biological process: bicellular tight junction assembly; cell adhesion. NCBI's taxonomy places the organism in Eukaryota, Metazoa, Chordata, Actinopteri, Syngnathiformes, Syngnathidae. Gene Ontology annotation, cellular component: plasma membrane; bicellular tight junction. Gene Ontology annotation, molecular function: structural molecule activity.